Messenger RNA from Eimeria mitis, 465 nucleotides. RefSeq lists its product as uncharacterized. The record is from RefSeq and is a predicted model, not a curated record. The transcript has 2 exons. Lineage: Eukaryota; Apicomplexa; Conoidasida; Eucoccidiorida; Eimeriidae. Bases 1 to 465 code for a protein of 154 amino acids.
AUGUGCGCCGUAGCGACGGGGCCUAACCCCAUCCCAGUCUCCCCAUAUUGGAGCAAGAAGUUGCCUGGUAGAGAGGAGAAGGAGAAUGCCAAGGGUCCGGACUUGGGAGAGAACCAGCAACCCUUGGCAAUACAGUCUCACGCCGGGACAACGUUGCUAAUUGAAGAAGGACAUACGAGUAAAAGGGACCACCGCAGCGAGCUACACAGCGAUGCGGGGAUGCGUGAGACGAUAGGACACGCGGCACUGUCACCGGAGGUGGCAACUGCGCGCGACCCGCCGGCAGUCCCACUGCCAGAUGGGGCUGGGUGCCGACGGGAGGCUUUCGUUGGCAACAGAUUUACGAGAGGUCGUAUUAGUCAGUCUGGAGACUGCCCUCAGCGUAGGGUGGCGGGACGGUCCGAAGGGGACCUCACGCAAGACACAAGCGUCGUGCUGCCACCCUGGAGACUGCCCUCAGCGUAG